CCCUUCUCAUCCCUCUUCUCCCUCUUCUCAUCUUCAACCCAUAGCUACCACUCAAGCUUCCACCCAAAGGUUCAAGAUACCUCUUCCAUCAUAUCUUCCCUUUGCAUUUUAUUAUACUGCAAGCGUCAAGAAGUCGAUUGCACACAUCAGAUCCGAAGUUUUUUUUUGAUCACCUUAUCGAGGAUAUUGUUUUUCAGCUUCCAUUCGUGGAACCUUUAUCCUUUCCACUUCGCUUCCUUCCACCAAACCACUCGUCUAAGAAGACGCUUCAUUUGAGCCGAAUCAAGCCUUCUUUCGGUGUUCCACGCCCUCAUCCCACACCAAUACUAUCAUCUAUCGACGGUCGAAUCAGACCGCAUUUAAGAUGGAUCAGAACGUUGGUCGAAGACUUGCACCUCAGGAUCAAGUUCUGGCGUCACACAUGGCCCGGCUCGACCUGAAGAAAGACCAGGCUCGAAGUGCUCAUGCCGCUCCUGCCAUCGCCACAGCCGCUGUGCGUGGCAGCAGUGGGGGCAGCAUGAGCAGCAGGAGCAGUAAGGGCGGUCUUGGUCGUGGCGGAAGCACAGUCAGAAGAGCGUCAGCUGCAAACUCUCACGACAACACUCUCGAAGCUGGCCCUGUUGACCAGCUGGUCUGUAUUGACGCGGAACCUUCCAACACUAGUACAAUGGCAAGAACAAGCCAUGGCAGAGGCUUUGAAGCCAUGCGUAUGCUUGCUGAACAACGGGGCCAAGUCACGCAUGCACCUCACGAACAAGUAAUCUCGCGAUUUGCAAAGGAGUUCUACAACCUACCAUCCAAUUAUGCCGGCGACCCGUUGAACCUUCGCAACCAAAGCACACCAGUCAAAGACAACGAGAAUACUGCGCUAUUCAUCACUGGGCUUCCGGCCAAUUGCGAUCAUACUCUGCUGCUUAAAGCUGUUGCUGGCUGUGCUCCAGUAGGCAAAGUAUACGCCACGGUCAUCAACGCUCCAAAGCCGAUUGAAGGCCGGCUUCUUACCGCAGCCAAGUUGGUAUUUUUCAGCCGCGCUGGCGCCGAGAAUUGCUUCAGGGCCAUCAAGCAGAGAAGGCUCAUUGUCGGAGGACUCCGUCCCAGAGUUGUCUGGAACCGGAUCAAGUCGGCCGCACAGCCCAACAACAGCAGGUCCCGAGUCAUCCUAAUUCGAGGCCCAUCUGAGCUGGUCAGGCGCGAUGUGCUGGAUCGCUGGUUCUCUAAGAAAUUCAGUUACCAGACUGAGGAUGUUUUAGAACGCCGAGUACCACAAGCCGGAGUCACAGUGCUUGAAUGGCGGUUUGGAAGCUUCCGAGCCCAAGCGGAGGCCGCCACGAUGUUCAUGUGUGAAAACGAGCUCGACGGUACGAAGCUGGAAUGGCGUUGGGGAGUGGACCCAUGCGCCUGAUCUCAAGCUCAUGAAAGUACGGAUAGAAGGGGUCGUAGAAGGACGGAUUGAACGGCACGGGAGGUGCGGGAAGCCAGAAGGUUAAUGUUGGUGAGGCUGGCUGGAUGGAAGUGGAUAAUGUUUUGGGUGUUUUGGGCGUUUUGGGAUUUCGUUUUUAGAAGAAAAUACAACCAAAGACCCUUUUACGGUCAACCAAAAGAGGAUGUGCACAAGGAUAUGCAUUGGAAGCACAGAGGUGAAUGCAGGCGGAUCAAAGAAGCUUUUGCCAAGGGGCAAGCUGGGAUGGAACGGUUCGCUC
Messenger RNA from Colletotrichum acutatum, 1700 nucleotides. RefSeq lists its product as uncharacterized. The coding region runs from base 365 to 1402 and encodes 345 amino acids. The record is from RefSeq and is a predicted model, not a curated record. The transcript is spliced from 2 exons. Lineage: Eukaryota; Fungi; Ascomycota; Sordariomycetes; Glomerellales; Glomerellaceae. Gene Ontology annotation, molecular function: nucleic acid binding.